ACAUUUUGAAAAAGUAACACCCUCCCGCCCACCCUACAUAUUUAUACCCACGAGGUGCAUCAUGGCAUUUGUCCAUUUGCACUAUGGCAAUCUGCUCAGUGGUUCUUCACAUAGUUAUUCUGCUCAUCGCCUUGAAUAGCACUGAUGGGCGCAAGGUGCCGAAAGUGGGUAUUGUUGGUGGCAGAGAGGCUGCUCGCAACUCUCGUCCCUACAUGGCUUCCCUUCAGUCUCGUGGUCAACACAUCUGUGGAGGAGUUCUGGUGAGAGAGGAUUUUGUCCUCACCGCUGCUCACUGUGAUGGACGAUACAAGGUGGUUCUUGGGGCUCACGACUUGUCAGAGGAUGAAAAUUCACAACAAGUAUUGGAUGUGGUUCGAUCCAUUCCACAUCCGAGGUAUGGGGACAACCUGGAGAAUGACAUCAUGCUUCUCAAGUUGAGAGCGAGGGCCACCCUCAACACAGCAGUACAGUUGAUCCCUCUGAUGAAUGGCUCUAUGGCUGAGGGAAGCAUGUGCACCACGGCCGGCUGGGGGGAUAUAGGUGAUAAUGGCACACUACCAGACAAGUUGCAGGAGGUCAACGCCACUAUCGUCCCUCCCAGAGAAUGUGCCCGCAGGUGGACAGCCGUUGAAAUCUCCAGCCGCAUGGUGUGCGCAACAGGCCCCAGAGCUUUCCAAGGCUUCUGCUCGGGUGAUUCAGGAGGUCCGUUGGUGUGUAACGGGAUGUCAGCGGGCAUUGUCUCUUUCUCAGGGCAGAGGUGUGCCAACCCCAGUACCCCUGAUGUGUACACACGAGUGGCUUCCUACCGCCGAUGGAUUCAGACAGUGUUAACUAGAAACCCUUAAAGGGAAAAUCCACUCAACAAAAAUAUAUUUUAUAAUUGUUUUCAUUAGUCCACUGUUAAUAGUCACAAAAUGUUUUGCAUAUCAGCAGUCAAGUUAAGAUACUGGACUCAAGAAGCAAAGUGUCACCAGCCCAAAUUUUUUGGUGGAUUUUGCCUUUAAGGUUUUGGGCAUGUAAGCUGUCAGUGUGUGUUUACACAAUAUAACUGAUGAUCUCAUUUAGACCAGGUUUGCACAAGGUGUUUAAUGAUCACUUGUUCCCUUGUUGACGUUCUUAUUCAACUUUGUUAACUCAUUUUGGCUCCUGUGUCUCACUCUGGAGGACAUGAGUUCCCUAAAUGGUUUAGCAAAAAUCCUCAGGCCAUCAUUUCUUGAAUUGAUGUUCAAAGACUAAAAGCAACUACUGAUUUAAAGUAAAAACAAAACAAUGUAACAUUAGCAUAUGCAGAUUCUCUACAUCAUUUAGGCUCUUGGUCACUCACCUGGUAUGGAUGGUCAGGCAGUAGACUCUAUAUAUAUAAGUUGGCCAAUGUUACUGAAGGUUGGAUGCAUUGUUGGCUCCAGCAGGUUCCAUCAAAUCCCUACGAUAGUUUACCUGAGGAGCAGUGGUUGGUUUUAAAUAAACGUAAGUAUCAAAAGUGAAUUUAAUUUCUAAAAUAUACUUAAGAAUUGAAAGUAAAAGUACAAGUAUAAAUAAUUUCAAAUUCCAUAUAUUAAACAAACCAGAUGGCACCAUUUUCUUUUUUUAAAUUUAUUUACAGAUAGCCAGGGGCACACACAAACACUCAGAUAUAAUUUAAAAACAAAGCAUUUUUGUUUAGUGAGUCCGCCAGAUCAGAGGCAAUAGGGAUGACCAGGGAUGUUCUCUUGAUAAGUGAGUGAAUUUGACCAUUUUCCUGUCCUGCUAGCCAUGCAAAAUUACUUUUGAGUACUUUUGGGUGUCAGGGAAAAAAUGUGUAGAGUAAAAAGUACAUUAUUUUCUUUAGGAAUCUAGUGAAGUAAAAGUAAGUUGUCAAAAAUAUAAAUAGUAAAGUAAAGUACAGAUACCCCAAAAACCUACUUAAGUAGUACUUUAAAGUAUUUUUACUUAAGUACUUUACACCACUCCUGAGGAGAGGACUCAGUGUCAGAUACUGCACCUUGUCAGACUAUGUCAUUGAUUGGUGUGCUUGAUUGAUUAAUCAUUGCAGUGUUUUUGCCUGUCUCAAAGCAUAACGUAGCCUAAUGAUUAAAAAGUAUAUCCAACCAUG
Molecule: messenger RNA, 2092 nt
Organism: Salmo salar (Atlantic salmon)
Lineage: Eukaryota; Metazoa; Chordata; Actinopteri; Salmoniformes; Salmonidae
Product: complement factor D
Biological process (GO): proteolysis
Molecular function (GO): serine-type endopeptidase activity
Source: RefSeq, a predicted model, not a curated record